Messenger RNA from Boeremia exigua, 861 nucleotides. RefSeq lists its product as uncharacterized. Gene Ontology annotation, molecular function: iron ion binding; heme binding; monooxygenase activity. The coding region runs from base 121 to 447 and encodes 108 amino acids. Lineage: Eukaryota; Fungi; Ascomycota; Dothideomycetes; Pleosporales; Didymellaceae. The record is from RefSeq and is a predicted model, not a curated record. The transcript has a single exon.
GGGUCGCACAGGAAGAGCUCGACCGACUCCGUGGCGAUUGUCUCCCGGCAUUGUAAGAUUAGAAGAGCCUGCAUUAAAAUCCCGGAGAGCGGGUGUAAUAUGGAUGUUUAGGUUGUGCACAUGGACCCCAAACGUCAUCCGGACCCGCGUCACAUCAAAUCAGCUCGGGACCUCAACGACCAUCAGACGGCGGCUGAAGUUGCGAACAGUCUGGACGCCUCAGAGCGUGAUUAUUUUGUGUUCGGAGCUGGUCGACGUUUGUGUCAAGGCAUGCAUCUCGGGAAGUGGUUGCUCAUUUUGGCCACAUCACAAUUGCUCUGGAGAUUCGGUGUCCGCCAAGUUGUAGGUUUUGACGACAAUGACAUUAGUACCGAUGCAGGUGCCCUGACAAAAGGAAUGGUCGUUCUUCCGCAGGUGUUCCAGCGAAUAUCGUGCCAAGACUUAUAGACGUGUCAAGACAGCACUGGAUGGAAGACGAUGGAACAGGAUUGCAUCUCGGGCAUCGGGAGGGAUGGCUUCUAGACGACAUCUCACAGUGUUAGACUCUCCAGGGCAUGGUCUGGAGGGAGUACGAGCAAACAAGUCCCAUCUGACAAUGGAACCAGAGAUCCAUGGAAGCAGGCAGUUGCGAGUUUGAAGACACCGGGUUCUGGAUGUGCUACCACAUGAACUAUAUUGGUGAAAAACUGUAGUGACCGCUUCUGGUAUGCUGAAUGUAUGCGAGAUAGAGUUCGAUUAAGGACAGGGUUGGGUGGAGAUGGUGUGGUGUGCUAGGCAAGGCUAGCGACACGCUAACCGAGACCCUUCUGUUGUCACAUUCAACCUAAGACCCUUGAAUGUAGACUUAUUAGCAGAAUUCAU